AUGACCAUGGAAGAAACACAACGAACCAAGAAAUUUUCUAAACAAGAACAGAUUGAAGACUAUGAAAAACUUCGUCAGCGAAUUAAGAAUCAUUUUAACGAUGCUAUGAAAGGUAAUGGUUUAGCCAUUCUGGUUGGAUAUAUUGAUGAAAUUUCUGAAUUAUAUACUCGAGUUCAAACUCAAAAGGUCAAGGAUACAAAGAUUCAUUUAGAAGAUUCUGAAGUUUUUAAAGAAGUUUCUGAUUUUGCAGCAUUGAGUAUCAGAAAUCAUAAUUUUGGUGAUCUGGGGGUAUCGCUUGAUGAAAGAGGAUUCUUGAAAUGUUUGAAAAGAUAUGCCGUCACUGAUGAAAGUCUCCUAACUAAUGAUGAUGUUGAUUUGGAUAACUAUCAAGCUGAUGAUGACGAAGAUGAUGAAGAUUCAGUUAAUGAUGAACACAAUUUUAAUAAAACCAAUUGGUUAAAACUUGGGAUACUUUAUCAUCAAGUUAGUAAGAAACCAAUCCUGGUUGAUUUCUUAAAUGGCCCUUUGAAAGCAGAAAAGAGAAAGAUUGUAAGAACUCGAAACAUUGAUGAUACUAAAGGUAAAUCAUCAUCCACGACAGCAAGACAAGUCCAAGCAAGUGACAUAUCAGGAAACGAAGAACAAAACACAGCUAAUAUGGUUAAAAUGGUGUAUCGUACAUAUAUUGAAAAGGAUGAUGGAGAAGGAGUGAAUUUAUUCAAAUUUUUCAUAAAUCCAUUUUCAUUUGGACAAAGUGUGGAGAAUUUAUUUUACACAAGUUUUCUUAUUAAAGAUGGUAGAUUGAAAUUAUAUACCGAUGAACAUGGAAUUCCUUGUAUUGAAAGAGUUACCGGUCAAGAAAUUAGAGAAGCUCGAGAAGAGGAUCACAAAAUGACAACUACCCAUAAUAUUGCAACAUUCAAUUAUGGAGCAUGGAGAAAAUACAUCGAAUUGUAUGAUAUACGAGACGCGUUUUUGGGACACCGUAAUGAACCAGAGGAUCAAAUGCCCCCUGAAGAUACUAUUGAGGAUGAUGAAAAUGAAGUGAUUCCAAAUAGUUUGAAAAGAAAGAGAACAGAAGAUUCCGAUGCUGAAUCUGUUACUGAAUCCAUCACAGACAUUGAAUUCGAAUGA
Molecule: messenger RNA, 1134 nt
Organism: Candida tropicalis MYA-3404
Lineage: Eukaryota; Fungi; Ascomycota; Pichiomycetes; Serinales; Debaryomycetaceae
Product: Smc5-Smc6 complex subunit
Exons: 1
Coding region: 1-1134 (377 amino acids)
Biological process (GO): DNA repair
Cellular component (GO): Smc5-Smc6 complex; nucleus
Source: RefSeq, a predicted model, not a curated record